AAAAAAUCUUUAGGUCAGAGGUCAGAGGCAUGUUCCUGUAAACGUAUUCAGACGUAAACACAAUAAAGUGGCGUGAAUUAACGAAUAAAAAUGUCUUUUUCAACGAUUCUGAGGACUGUCAGGUUGCCAGUGUAUAGAAGACCACAUUGCCAAUUAUCCUGCUCAUUAUUAGGACAAUACAGUCACGGCAAUACAAGUUUUAGAGCGAAUUCUUGUUUUGUGAAGAAUUCGCCAACAAAUUUUUGCAUGAAUGGGACUGUCUCCAGAUCCAGGUCCAAUUUGAAACUCCGGACGAGAGACCAAAUUUGCACUGCCUCAGACUUACACUUUGCUCAUUUGUCCAAUAGAAAUUUAUUAGUUUCCUCAAUUCAGCAAGUGAGAACGUUCUCUAGCUCAGACUCGAUGUCUAAAAAGGAAGAAAUCACAGUCAAUUUCUUGAAUCGGGAUGGUGAGACAUUCACAGUGAAAGCCAAAGUUGGGGAAACUCUGUUGGAUACUGUGAUUGACAAUGAUGUUGACAUUGAUGGCUUCGGAGCCUGUGAGGGAACGUUAGCCUGUUCUACAUGUCAUCUCAUAUUCGAUGAGGAUAUAUUUGAGACUCUGCCAGAGAAGCUUGAUGAGGAGGAAGAUAUGUUGGACCUGGCCUAUGGACUAGAAGAUACGUCCAGACUUGGGUGUCAGAUUAGUCUUACAAAGGAGAUGGAUAAUAUGGUUGUGAGAGUUCCAGAAGGAAUCAAUGAUGCACGGGAUGUAUGAUAUUCACUGCUUAUCAGGAGUAUAUAUAUAUAUAUAUAAUCUUAAGUAAUCAAUAUAAUUUCUUCCAGAGGGUCAUACUCGGGGAAAAAAUGUCACAAUUCGUGAUCCCAUACAUCUUUCAGCCUGCAACCUCACAAUCUUGCAUGAUUUAUUUUACAUUUUGUUUGAGUGAUACCAAGAUGGAUGGAUGGCUGUGACAUAUUAUUUGCUUUGAACCCAGUGAUGCUUUAUCUUGAAAGUACAUUCGAUUUUGCUAACAUCCAUAACAAAAUCAUUUGUAAUCUGCAUUUAUAUUUGGAUCUGGGAGCUGCUGGUCACUGAAAGUGGAUGCAGUGUGCAUCUUUUUUUUCCAAUAUCUGUUUUGAUUGGUUGUAGGGCUGUGGGCUGAAAGAUGGUUGAGCCACAAUGUGCCGCACUUAACCCAGGUGAGGUAAAUCAUGGGUACCUGGCCGGAGUAUUUUUUGAAGUGCAGUGCACAUAAUGGCUGCUCUGUCAGAGCCAGGGUAAUUAUGCUGCAUUAAUGUAUGGGGUAUAGAGACUCCUUCAAAGUAAGCGUUAAGCCCUAUAUAAGCAAGUAUACCUAUUGUUAUUUUCAUGAUUUGUGACAUUUUUCUAAGGAUGACUGCCAGAAUGGUGAAGUAAUUAUCACUGCUCAUUAUGUAACAUCAUAGACAUGUGACAUUUUUUUUUAAGCUAUGGCCCUUUUGUAUUCAUUUUGUUUUCUAGCAGAUGGUUUAAUUAUCUUAUUGUCACAUACCGUCAUGGCUAAACCCAUUUGGCAUACUAUCAGUAUACAAAUAGCAAAUAAGCAUGAGUGCGAUGGUGUGGGACUUCGCAUGAGGUGAAAGAAAGAUGCCCUAUUCAACGAGGUGUUAGCCGAGUCAUCUCUUUUUUUCACCUCAUACGAAAUCUUGCAUCAUUGCAUGAAUAGGAAUAUUCGCUAUUAGUGUUGUGCAACGCCUCGGAAUCUAGCAAAAAUAUGAAAAACAAGAGUUUUUCCAUGUAGUAAUCUAUGAAAAGGGACCAUGAUCAUUAGAUGAACUUGUUAAAGGCAAUUCUGCGUAUUGUGUAACUGCUUAAGAUGUACACGUAGCUUUAUUUUUGUCAUAAUUUUAGCUACAUUUUAUAGAUAUAUUGGGGUUAUUAUUUUACAUGUAUUUUGUAUAUAGGAAUAAAUCUGCUAUCCCAAGCAUCAAAUUUGGGGAAAUUGCUUCCAAUCUUAAAGCUUGGAAAUAUCGGAUGAUGAUAUCCAUGUUAUGAUAGUGUUAUUUGUAAAAAUGACAUGAUUUUUUUUGUAUUGCAGUAAUACAAUGCACCAAUAUUCAUAAAUGAUCAUGACGUUACAUGUGAUUGUCGGGGGGGGGGGGGGAGGGGAAGAUGUAAUUCGUUAUUGAAAAGACUCAUUUCUGCCUGCCUGAAGUUUGAUUGGAAUUGCCCUGUGUUGGACUCUAGUUCAUAGCUACCUCAGAUCUUCAGGAUAAUAAUAUUCAAUAAUAAUAGUACAUAUUUUUAUUUGAAAUCCUAGCCCAGCAGGAAUGCAGAAGGUUUUGUUGGUAUACAGAGCAUCAGAAAUUUAGCCAGUUAACAUGAGGGCACUGUGGUCUUUAAAUUCAAGCCAUUGCAUGUUUUCCUUCAGCAAGAAAUUUACCCACGUUGAGCUGCACUCAACCCAGGUGAGGUGAAUGGGAAUAAUAAUAACAAUGCAGCUCGGAAUAGAUUAUUUAUAGAUAGAUGGUGCUAUUUAAUUCCUAUUAUUAAUAUGCUUUUUGUUAGAUCAAUUUAUAAUCACACAGAUUGACAACUAUUACCAAAAGGGGAAAAAAUCAUAUUUAAAGGAUAUAAGAAAGUGCUCUGUAUAUUCAUUCAUAUAAUGAUAAAAUAUCAGGGCUAAAUUAAACCCAAGGCCACCCAAGUCCAUGUCCUUUGAUGUCGUCAGAAAUGGAAUUGAUGCCCCUCUGAUUAUAAGCAGACUGAGGGCCAAAAUAAGAGCCCCCUUUUGCCCGUGGCCUUGGUGCCCCCCUUGCGGUGAUCAAGACAGUGCAUGUGUCCCAUUGAAAAGUAUAAUUUACUAUUGAUGCCCUUUUUUUUAAAAGAUGUUUAAAGUGAGCACCACCUUUCCUUUAAAAAUGGCCUUGACCCUAGUUAUUCUUACUUGGAGCCAUGAAAUAUUAUUUUCUUCAGUAUGCAUACUGUUUCAUACAUGGUUCAUUGUCUUUUGGCUUUUAUCAACAAUUCAACAAUUGCUUUAGACAUGUAAUGCGCUAAAUUUGCGUAAUGUUUGUUAAAAAUUUCCAAUGGUAUGAAAAGAUCAGGACUAUGUAAACACAAUGAAUGAAUUAAAAAAGAACAGUAAAUUCUUA
Lytechinus variegatus (green sea urchin) is the source of this 3116-nucleotide messenger RNA. RefSeq names its product adrenodoxin-like (gene fdx1). The record is from RefSeq and is a predicted model, not a curated record. The transcript has 4 exons. Gene Ontology annotation, biological process: P450-containing electron transport chain; positive regulation of oxidoreductase activity. Gene Ontology annotation, cellular component: mitochondrion. The coding region runs from base 91 to 756 and encodes 221 amino acids. Lineage: Eukaryota; Metazoa; Echinodermata; Echinoidea; Temnopleuroida; Toxopneustidae. Gene Ontology annotation, molecular function: 2 iron, 2 sulfur cluster binding.